UUUUAUCUGGAAGAUAGAUUGGGAAGAUGUCACUUUAUUUUUGCACAUUAUCAACGACUAUUUCUUGAAUGCUUACUCUACCUUGUAAGCACCAUGUUAAAUGUUUUCUAUCUAUCUGAUCUCACUUCAUCCUAAAAGUAUAUCUAGGACAUGUAAUUAGCAACAUUUCCAUUUUUCAGAGGAGAAAAGCGAGAGGUGAAGUCCAUUUGCCCAAGGUUAGCACCCAGCUGGUGAGCAGAGACAGAAUGUGGACGCGGGCAUUUUACAUUCAGCGAUGUUCUGCCCCUUUCUGGCCCAGCCUUCCUCAAGACGCUUCCACAGAAGACAUCAGGACUUCUGUUCCAGUGCCCCCAAUCGAUGUCAUGGCAGAGAGCAUGGCGUCGUGGACAGAGGGAAGGAUAAACCACUGGAGAAAGGGUCGGCAGACCUCCCCCUUCUUCCCUGACAUCGUGGUCCAGGCAAACCCCCAACAUUCCCUGGUUCCCUGUGACAUCACAGCCUCCUCUCUUCUCUGCCAGUUACAGGAAACAGCCCUGCCCAGGCAACUGGGUUCAAAUUCAAGGUUAGCUGACUCAACAAGGCGCCCCUACAGGCGAAGCUGGCAGAGUAAAGGCUUCAACUCUUCUCCAUGGCAGCCCACCAAAACUUGGCUUCGAAGAUCUUCUGUUUGUGCUGCAGAGACUGUGAGGACCCCCAGGCCAUGGAUGACCCCAAGGCCCCCAGUGAACCUCAGGAUCAGCAGCCAUCCACCUGCAGUAGGUUUGCAGAAGGAGGGGCUGGACAGCAAGAAUUUGAAGCGUGCUAAUGAAGCCUCCCACUCACCUUUGGGACAACCUCUGAUCCACCCAGAAAAGAGAGCCUCCACCACCAGCAACAAUGAGUAUGAAGAACUGAAUACACACGUCUCCCAAAGAGGUUUCUGCAAGAGAAACCUAAACCGCUACUCCCGGGACCACUGGCCAUUCCAGCCGUGUCACAUCGGGAGGCCCUGAGCAUUCUAGACCGCCGCUCCCACGCGGGCCUCCCAGGCUGUGGGCCGCUGGGGUGUCUCAGGAAGGAAGAGGCAGUGAGCAGGGGCCAUGAAGACGGAUUCAGAAACUCCCCCGGGAGGAGAAGACGUCUGAGCCACCCCUGUGCCGUGCCACCAGCAGGAGUCACUCCAGCUCCUGAAAAAGCCACUGUGGAGGGAGCUGUUUCCAAUUAAAGCCCUUAGUGAUA
Neofelis nebulosa (Clouded leopard) is the source of this 1218-nucleotide messenger RNA. RefSeq names its product testis expressed 48 (gene TEX48). The transcript is spliced from 5 exons. Bases 246 to 992 code for a protein of 248 amino acids. NCBI's taxonomy places the organism in Eukaryota, Metazoa, Chordata, Mammalia, Carnivora, Felidae. The record is from RefSeq and is a predicted model, not a curated record.